AUGAAGCGCUCGCUGCUGAGGCUCUGCCGCUCGCGGGAGAAGGCUGCCGCGUCCAGCUCCUACCAGGGGGUCGUGUGCGAAGCGGAUGCCGCCUCCGUCGCCUCGCAGGACGUCUUCAAGGUGAUUUCAGAUGGAAGUGCAUGUAGGCUGCGGAGCUUCAUUAAGAAGAAUCGUUCUGGACUUACCAAAGUGGAUGAACUAAACGCCACUCCGCUGCAUCAUGCUGCAGAAGGAGGUCAAAUAGAAUUAAUGCAGAUGAUCAUAGAUGAUUCUUCCUGUGAAGUAUUAAAUGUGAUGGAUUCUUCUGGAAACACACCACUGCACUGGGCCACAAAGAAAAAUCAGGUUGGAAGUGUUAGUUUACUUCUCAGUAGAGGAGCCAAUCCAAAUAUUCUCAACUCCAAUAUGAUGGCACCUUUGCAUAUGGCUGUUCAGUCUCUACAUAAUGAAAUUGUUAAAAUUUUAGUCCAGCAUAGCAGUACAGAUGUUAAUUUGGAAGGUGAAGCAGGGAACACACCUAUAAUUGUAGCAUGUUACAAGGAUAAUCCUGAAGCACUGACACUCCUGAUUGAAAAUGGAGGGAAAAUAUGUAAACCAAACAAAACAGGAUGUAUGCCUAUCCAUGCAGCUGCAUUUUCAGGUGCAAAAACAUGUAUGGAAAUUCUCUUAAAAAAAGGUGAAGAAUUAGGUCACUCUGCUAAAACUCACAUCAAUUUUACCAAUAAUGGGAAGUGCAGUCCCCUCCAUUUGGCAGUUCAAAGUGGAGACUUGGAAAUGAUUAAAAUGUGCAUUGAAUUUGGAGCCCAAAUUGAUCUAAAACAGAAUGAAAAAUGCACAGCGCUACAUUUUGCUGCCACUCAAGGAGCAACUGAGAUCGUAAAGUUAAUGAUGUCAUCCUAUGCUGGUGAGGAAUCUAUUAUUGAUGCUGUAGAUGGGAAUAAGGAAACAUUGCUUCACAGGACAGCAUUGUUUGAUCAUUAUGAACUGGCAGAGUAUUUGAUUUCAAUGGGAGCAAAUAUUGACAGUGUUGACAUAGAAGGUCGAUCCCCACUUCUGCUGGCCACAUCUUGUGCAUCAUGGAAAAUUGUGAAUUUACUACUUUCAAAAGGAGCAAAUGUAUCAUUAAAAGAUCAUCUUGGUCGGAAUUUCUUGCAUUUGACGGUAUUGCAGCCUGGAGGAUUGCAACAUCUGAAUGAGAAAUUUCUGCAGAUGGAACAUAUUAAAAAUCUUGUAGUUGAUGAAGAUAAUGAAGGAUGCACUCCAUUGCAUUAUGCAUGCAGACAAGGUGUGGCCCUCUCUGUAAAUAACUUACUCAGCCUGAACGUUUCCAUAUACUCUAAGAGUAGAGACAAGAAAUCACCAUUACACUUUGCUGCCAGCUAUGGGCGAAUCAAUACAUGUCAGCGACUUAUAAGAGAUAUGAAAGACACAAGACUUUUGAAUGAAGGUGAUAAGAAGGGAAUGACUCCCCUUCACCUGGCAGCACAGAAUGGCCAUGAGAAGGUAGUUCAGUUUCUCCUGAAGAGAGGAGCCCUUUUCCUCUGUGAUUAUAAGGGCUGGACAGCUCUGCACCAUGCUGCUUUUGGAGGAUACACUCGAACAAUGCAGAUAAUAUUGGAUACUAAUGUGAAAUGUACUGACAGAGUGGAUGAAGAAGGGAACACAGCAUUGCACCUAGCUGCAAGAGAAGGACAUGCGAAAGCAGUAAGGCUACUUCUUGACUAUGGUGCAAAAAUUCUGUUGAACAAAGCAGUAGCUUCUUUCUUCCAUGAAGCAAUACACAAUAGGAGGAAAGAUGUAGUAUCUGCUGUCAUUCUGCACAAAAGAUGGGAAGAAGCUGUUUUGACCUUCUCUCACUAUUCUAGUGCUAAUAAGUGUCCUUUGUUGGAAAUGGUUGAGUAUCUUCCUGAAUCACUUAAACUCGUUUUGGAUAACUGCAUAAUUGAGUCUUCAGAAGAAAAGACGAGUCGAGACUUCUAUAUUGAAUAUAACUUCAGAUAUCUCCAGUGUCCUCUGAUGCUUAACAAAAAACUAAAGGAUGAUGAAGACAUUUUCUAUGAGCCACUUACUACUUUAAAUGCCAUGGUACGGCACAAUCGCAUGGAGCUACUCAGUCAUCCUGUAUGUAAAGAGUAUUUGCUUAUGAAAUGGAUGGCGUAUGGGUUUCGAGCACAUCUAAUGAAUUUAGGCAUAUAUUCCCUUGGUCUCAUCCCACUGACUCUUCUAGUCACCCACAUACAGCCAGGAAGACCCUUGAAUGGAACAGAGGUCUAUGAAGCAAGACCAUUAGAAUAUGAGGAUUCAUAUUUCACAAGGGUGUGUAUGUGUUUAGUUUUAAUUAUGAGUUUACUGGGAAUCUGCAAAGAAAUAUUUCAGCUCAUUCAGCAGAAAUUGAAAUAUUUAUUGGAUUACUCCAAUCUGCUGGACUGGACAAUUUAUACUACAAGCAUAAUUUUUGUGUCUUCUUUAUUUAUUAAUACACCAGCUCAUUUGCAAUGGGAAUGUGGAGCAAUUGCUGUAUACUUGUCUUGGAUGAACUUCUUGCUUUAUCUUCAACGAUUUGAAAAUUACGGCAUCUAUGUUGUGAUGUUCUGGGAAAUUCUAAGGACCUUGAUUCGGAUUGCUGUUGUUUUCUUUUUCCUGAUACUGGCCUUUGGACUUAGCUUCUUUGUCCUUUUGGGUUCACAGCAAACAUACAGCACGCCUCUGCUUUCUGUAAUGAAGACAUUUGCAAUGAUGCUGGGAGACAUUAAUUACCAUGAUGCAUUCCUUGAUCCAUUACUAAGCAGUGAAUUGCCAUAUCCAUUUCUGAGUUACACAGUUCUCAUUAUCUUUACCUUACUUAUUCCAAUCCUUCUUAUGAACUUGCUAAUUGGUUUGGCUGUUGGGGACAUAGCUGAAGUGCAAAAGUAUGCGGCACUCAAAAGGAUUGCAAUGCAGGUCAAUCUUCACACAAACUUAGAGAAGAAGCUACCGUUUUGGUUCUUAAGUCGAGUGGACCAGGAAUCAAUCACUGUAUAUCCAAACAGGCCAAGAUACUGUGGAUUUAUGAGUGUGUUCCAGUAUUGCUUUGGCUGUGAAGACUCUACCACAGAUGCACAGAGUACGGAUACAAGUUUAGAAUUGGAAGUUCUGAAGCAGAAAUACAGGCUCAAAGAUAUUUCAACACUUUUGGAAAAGCAGCACGACCUCAUUAAACUGAUCAUACAAAAAAUGGAGAUAGUGUCAGAGGCUGAGGAUGAAGACAGCAAUGAUUUAUUUCAGCACAAGUUUAGGAAAAGGCAGUUAGAACACAAGAACAGUAAAUGGGAUACAGUAUUAAAAGCUGUUAAAACAAAUGUGCCUAACCCAAGCACAGAAAAGAACAAUAGCUUCUUCUAGACCGGGGUAUAACAUCAU
Messenger RNA from Rhea pennata, 3399 nucleotides. It is a transcript of the gene TRPA1, whose product is annotated as transient receptor potential cation channel subfamily A member 1. The transcript is spliced from 27 exons. Bases 1 to 3381 code for a protein of 1126 amino acids. NCBI's taxonomy places the organism in Eukaryota, Metazoa, Chordata, Aves, Rheiformes, Rheidae. The record is from RefSeq and is a predicted model, not a curated record. Gene Ontology annotation, cellular component: membrane. Gene Ontology annotation, molecular function: protein binding; monoatomic ion channel activity. Gene Ontology annotation, biological process: transmembrane transport; monoatomic ion transport.